Molecule: messenger RNA, 345 nt
Organism: Symbiodinium necroappetens
Lineage: Eukaryota; Dinophyceae; Suessiales; Symbiodiniaceae
Source: the annotation of a GenBank genome assembly
AUGCCAAAAGAGUGCCAGCCUGUUGGCUCGGCGUUCCCAUGCUGUGAAGAUCUACGACACCUGCAUUGGCUGCACUCUGUGCGUCCGUGCGUGCCCCACAGAUGUGCUGGAGAUGGUCCCGGCCACUAUCAACGCAGCCAAGCAGGUGGCUUCGUCCCCGCGAGUGGAGGACUGCGUGGGCUGCAAGCGCUGCGAGACGGCCUGCCCCACCGACUUCCUGAGCAUCCGCGUGUACCUGCAGGACAACGAGGAGACGCAGUACAGCUUGGGUCUGGACUUGGUGGAUUGGUCCUGAGUGGCCCCGAUGUAGAUGUUUUUAGAAGUCAUCCGCGACGUUGCGUGUAG